This is a messenger RNA of Hirundo rustica (Barn swallow), 426 nucleotides long. Its product is annotated as serine/threonine-protein kinase PAK 2-like. Bases 69 to 419 code for a protein of 116 amino acids. Lineage: Eukaryota; Metazoa; Chordata; Aves; Passeriformes; Hirundinidae. The transcript is spliced from 3 exons. The record is from RefSeq and is a predicted model, not a curated record. Gene Ontology annotation, molecular function: protein serine/threonine kinase activity; ATP binding. Gene Ontology annotation, cellular component: cytoplasm. Gene Ontology annotation, biological process: regulation of actin cytoskeleton organization; regulation of axonogenesis; intracellular signal transduction.
UUGGCCUCUUUGUUCAGCUCACCCCUGAGCAGAGUAGACAGAGCUCAGUGACCGGCACUUCGGGGUGAAUGGCGCCUGAAGUUGCGGAAGGUCAACCAUGUGGCCCCAAAGCGGACAUCUGGUCUUUUGGAAUUGUGGGCAUCGAAAUGGUGGAAGGAGAAGUUCCCUACUGGAUUGAAACUCCUGUCUCGCAUCAACUCCUGAUAGCCACGGGAGAGAGACGAAAGCUGCAGCAGCCAGAACCACUAUCUCCUUGGCUGCGGGACUUCCUGCGCUGCUGCCUGCAGACAAACAGUCUGCGGCGCUGGUCUGCCAAGGAGCUCCUGCAGCAUCCAUUUGUAACAUCAGCCAAGCCAGCAUCCAUCCUGGCACCAUGCAUCAUUGCAGGGAGGAAGAAGAAGGAAGAGACAGGAAUGUGAAAAGCAC